AAGGAGCUGGACACCCAGCCAUUCUGUAUCGUGAUUUUGAACGUCUUAUGCGCGUUCGAUAUUUCGUUUAGUAUUUAUUUGACCGGAAAUCCGUGCGGAAUUUGGCUAUCGAUAUUAUUUAUUGUUAUUAUUAUUAUUGGAAAAUUUUACGUUGAACGGAAAUAGUGAUAUUUUCUCAUAAAAGUGUUGAUUUUAACGGAAAAACGUGUAGACGUGUGUCUUGUUUUAUAUAUCUCGAAUCGGCCACGUGGCUCCCACUUGAAGAAAAAAAAUAAAUAAAAAAAAUUGAACUCCGGAGUGCCUUUCGUGCCGUCGUGUGAAUAUCCCGAGGUAGCAAGUUGCAGGAAGGAGAAAAUUAGAAAAAAACGAAAAAAAAAAAACAAAAAAAAAAAAAUUAUUGGAAAAGGUGAAUUAUGGCUAAGACGACGAUUUAUAGGCGGAUGAAGGGCAGAAAUAUGCCCAACGACUCGGCCGUCCAGUCUGACGUCGUGCACAAUCGGAAAAAGAUCCAGAAGCCGGGGCGCAUCAAGAGGGUGUCGUGGCGCGACGAACAGACCGGCGGCGGCAUGAGCGUGUCGGACGCGCCCGAAUUCAGCGAUCCCGCCAUCCUGGAGGUGUACAACGCGACCAGGAGACGGUACACGCGCGACGAGCUGCUGGCGCUCAAGGACGCGCCCAUGUCCCAGAAACGGCCCGACUUCCUCGACAUUACCGAAGUCCCGAAUCAGAUUCUGGAUCCGGAGAAGUGGAACAUUGAACGCAAGAAGUCGGACACGCCGACGGAGGGCACGCUGAAGCCGGGCGGCGAUGUUGUGGAUCCAAGGAGACGGCCAGGCGACGCCAGGGAGCGCAUACGCAAGGAAAACGAUGGCAUCGUUCUUAGUCCGCAGCGGCGCAGUUUCAACUCCGGCUGUUUCGUACCAGUGACCAGACCGAACCGGGCGCACAGCCCGAUCGGCAAGAGCGAGCCGGGCGCGCACAUCGGCGUGCGCGAGAUCCAGCCGGCGUCGCGGCGCAUCGGCAGCGGUCGAAUCGUCCGCGACUGGGACUCGGGCGACAAGACGGGACCGGGCGGCGUGGCCGAUCCGAUGGGCGGCGGCGACUAUGUCGGCGUCGGCUUCCGACGUCAGAACAGUAUGGGCGCCGUGCCCAACAGCGGCGCCGGCGACGACCGGACGGACCGGGGCGAGCGUGGCGGCGGUCGCAGCUUCGCCGGCUUCGACAUGACUAGGGAGAAGGAGCGCGAGCCCGGACGGCGUAACGGACGUUACGAUCGACGUCGUCUGGACAGCAGCCGGGAAGACGAGCCCGAAUGGUUCUCUGGCGGACCGGUGUCGCAGAACGACACCAUCGAGCUGCGCGGCUUCGACGACGCCGACAAACCGACUACUGGCAAGAUGAAACGCGGCGCCAAACGCGCCAAGGAAUGGGCGAAGAAGAAGGGCGACGUCGCACAGACCGUGCCGGAGGAACGGGGCGACGACGACGGCGUCAAAGACCACCAGCACCAGCAACCGAGGACCGGCGGUCCGGGCAAGAAGACGCCCGCCAACGGGGCGCAGUCGGACGAGCGUGGGGCGGGCGACGCGUCCAACGCACGUGCGGACGGCGAGGUCAACGAUCACCUGUCCAUUUUCGAAGACAUCUUCAAAGCAGACAACAUCUCGUUGCUCACGAAUGGCGUGGGUGGUGACGGGGACAACAAGAAGUCCCGCUUCGCGUCCUGGUUCAAGAAGGAGAGUCCGGAGAAGGAGGCGGCCGCCCGUCGUGCCUCCAUGAACGACGAGAACAACGCCAUCGUUAAGGGUAUACUGAAGGACAUUGGGGCGUCGGAAGCUGCCGGCACCAGCGUACAAAUACCGGGUGAUGCUGAGAAGUACUUUGCACCGAUAUCACCAGCCGCCAGUACCCAGCAGGGCGGCAAGAAGGGCGUCAACCAUCACGCACCACCCGCCCAAAAGAUCGACAUCAUGGAGAUGCUGCGAGGUCGUACACCCAACGACAGGCAGGAUCGUAACUUGGCCGAAAUGACCGGGAAGAUAAUGAAGCUGGAUGAGCUCGAGUCCAAAUUGAGGCAACCGUCCAACGAAAUGCCACCAGGAAUGCAACAGCAGCAGCAACAGAAACCGCAGAUGAAGCAGGAGGAAGAAAUGGUCGCGUUCAAGCGACUGUUGGCUCAAGUGAAUGGAGGCGUGGCCGUCACCGCCACCAACGGUCCCGUGCCGAAGGCGACACCUAUGAGCUUGCUGGAGAUGUUACAACACUCUCAGCAGCAGGACGAGGCGGCGCGUCGCGCCCACAUGAUGGGCGGUGGCGGCGGCGGACCGGUCAGUCCGGCUGCGAUGCAGGGAUUGCACGCAUCCGCCGCCCACACCGACCUACUCAAGCUGCAGCAACAACAGCAACAGCAGCAGCAGAAGAUCGACAUGUUCAGCAAGCUGAUAGGGUCGGCACAGAUGCGGGGUCCGUCGCCGCUCCACGAGUUGGGCAUGCAACAGAGCAGGGAGCUGUUACAGAGGCCGGAGGCGCAGGCCAUCCUACACGGGCUGAACUGCGGCGACCUGACGCCGCAACACAUCUGCCAGCAGCUGGGCAACCCGGGGCUGCAGCCCCGCCACAAGGAGAUGCUGUCGACGAUACUGAAGUACGGUUGCGGGGCGGCGUCGAACGCGGCGGCUCUGGGGCCGUCGCCCAGGGUGUUGAGCCCCGUGCCGCCGCCCAAUCCGGCGCAUCACAUGUUCCAGAUGCAGCAGCAGCAACAGCAGCAGCAGCAGCAGCUGCGCGUCUCGCCGCUGCCGCCUAACGCAUAUUGUGUCUCCCCAAUUAUGGCCACAAGUCCUAACACCCUAUCUGUGCCUGCCAUGCACCAGAGAAUUCCGUCGCCACGCGAGCUGCAGAUCCACACCCAGAAUAUUUUGCAGAAGGCGCUGAUCAAAAAGAAGCUCGAAGAACAGACCGAGAACUACCGCAAGAAACAGCAGGAACAGGCGCAACAGCAUCGUGGCCAGAGCCCGAAUCCGAACGUCAACGCGUCGAAGAGCGUGUCGUCGCCGACGCCGUUGGCGUUCACGCCCACGUCGGUGCUGCGCAAGAUGACGGCCGACAAGGACGAGGGCAAGGAGAACAAAGAGAAGUUGCCGCAGGGCAGGGCGCUGACCGGCGCCAGACAACAGAGCCAGCAACAGGGACAGGUCACGGUGCAGCAGUGGAAUCAACAGUUUGCCGGUGUCAAGCAGCCUGCUGGACGUCCGAUAGUGAAGGCGAACGCCAACUAUCAGGCGACGAACGCUGCGGAGCAGUUCUUCAACCAGCAGCGCAUGUACAACCAGCAGCGCAAGCUGCAACAGCAGCAGCAGCAACAGUACGCUGCGUUGAACAACAACUCGCAGCAGCAGCAACAGCAGCCGUCGUCAGGUUUGCAACCGGGCCACCACAUGGGCCAAUAUCCGAUUGCGCCUAACCAGCAACCAUCGUUUUCCUCCCAACAGCAUCAGUUGACGCAGCACCAGUUGCGCGCCCAACACCAGCAAAGAGCCCCGCCCGCCGCCGAUCGCGCCCCCCAGCCGCAGCAACAGGCUGGUGGUCAGCAGCAGCUAGCCUACCAGCAACAGCAGCAGCCAACGAGCCAGGCGUGGCAGCAGUUCCUCAGUAACGCCCAGCACAGCAACAGAAACAGCCAGAUGGGCCGCGGAGGCGGCGGCGGCAACGGAGCGAUGGACGGCGACCUGUCGCCCACCACGACCAACCAGCUGGCCCGCUGGUUCUCGCCCGACCUGUUGGAGCGCGCGAGGGGCGGCGAGCUGCCCAGCACGGCGACACUAGCCCAGGUGCUCAGCCUGGAGGAGAUCGAGCGGCAGACGGCGCCGCCCGUCCACAACUAGAACGCCGCAGGCGGCGCCCCCACACCCCCCCAAAACCACCGGAAACUCUCCAAUCCCGCCCGCAAACCGUGUGUGUGUGUGUGUACCUGGUCCCCCUUUUCACCACCAUCAUUCACUCUGUCCCCCUCGCCGAACCUCCCGGUGAAUCGCCAUUCGUGUAACUUGUAAAUUAUAGACGGCGACACUGAGAACGUCUCGCCCGCGGUGAGUCCCCCACCCCUGUGAUUGUUGUUUUUGCUGGCUGUUUUCGAGGUUUAAGUUUUUUGAUUUUUUUAAUUGGUUCAAUUAACGCGGCGAUUAUGAUUAUUAAUUGAUUGUGUUUUUUUCGUAUGAAGUUAUUAAAAGAGAGAUUUUGACGCCGAUUUUUUAGGUAUAUAAUGUUUGCUUUCUGAUUGAUCUCUACGUUUCAUAAUUUCGAUCCCAACCGAAACUACCCACCCCCCCACGCGCCAUUUUUUUGAUAUUUUAGUUAUGUUGCUGUAACAUUCUGAAUAAAACCAUAUUUUUUUUGUA
Molecule: messenger RNA, 4394 nt
Organism: Aethina tumida (small hive beetle)
Lineage: Eukaryota; Metazoa; Arthropoda; Insecta; Coleoptera; Nitidulidae
Product: eukaryotic translation initiation factor 4E transporter
Exons: 14
Coding region: 414-3881 (1155 amino acids)
Biological process (GO): negative regulation of translation
Cellular component (GO): cytoplasm; nucleus
Molecular function (GO): mRNA binding
Source: RefSeq, a predicted model, not a curated record